Messenger RNA from Harmonia axyridis, 8531 nucleotides. RefSeq names its product zinc finger SWIM domain-containing protein 8 homolog. The transcript is spliced from 12 exons. Gene Ontology annotation, molecular function: zinc ion binding. Gene Ontology annotation, cellular component: Cul2-RING ubiquitin ligase complex. The record is from RefSeq and is a predicted model, not a curated record. NCBI's taxonomy places the organism in Eukaryota, Metazoa, Arthropoda, Insecta, Coleoptera, Coccinellidae. Bases 769 to 5586 code for a protein of 1605 amino acids.
UAUUGUUUUGAAAGAAAAUCUGACAGGGAAUACCGUCACUGACAGCCAGCUAGGGGCCAGUGGCUCCUGUAUGUAGUUGAUCGUGGGUUCGGGUUCAUUAAUCGCCAUAUUUGUUGUUGUCUUGAAUGGGGGAGGUCACCACCAAGGAAAAAUUAUUAAUUUUGUCAUGUUUUGUGUGAGAUUAAUAUCAUUGUGUUAUGUAAGUUGUUCUCAGAUGUGCUGGUAAAGUGCUGUAAAUUUGGAUGCGUUUAGUAGACCACUUUCCAUUCGUGUAUCCCCGGACACAUUUGAGAGUCGGAGGUAGUUCUUUGUUUGAAACUGGCGGCGGCCGGAAACCUCCCCGGUGGUGACGGUGACGUUGCGGCCGGGAUUCUGGAAUGGGAGGAAGUCUCCUUCGAGGAUUCUGACCGUUUCGAGGAGGAUUCUCUGUGUAGCUGGAGCUCAGAACCUGAGAGUCUGUGCAACAACUGGAGAGGGUGGAAAAAGCCCUCCAAUGGCUCGGCCAGUUUCUUCGGGGCGAGUAAAAAGUCGUCGGAAGAACCAACUUCCGCAGUAUCCUCCUUGACAGAAUUAUCUGCAAAAUGUGUAGCAUCUCACAUUCCGUUCGAGCUCGUGGAGCAUGUGUUCCCGCCUGUGCCCGAGCUCCUCCAACAGCGAAUAGCUUUUUGGAGUUUUCCGAACAACGAGGAGGAUAUCAGGUUAUACUCCUGCCUGGCCAAUGGAUCUGCAGAAGAAUUCACAAGGGGAGAGAAUUUGUUCAAAAAUCAUAUGGUCAAGGAGUCCUUACAAAUUGGUUUUCAUCUUUCUGCUAAUGUUUUGAUGCAAUCACCUCGUGGAGUUCACAAGGUGGCUAUAACGUUUGAUAGAAGACGCAUAUCCUCUUGCAACUGUACUUGUGAUUCUGCUGCUUACUGGUGUUCCCACAUAGUAGCAGUCUGUCUGACGAGAAUACAUUCGCCGGAAACUGUUAUUCUGAGAGCACCUGUAUCAGAAUCUUUGUCAAGACUUAAACGAGAGCAGCUUCAGAAAUUUGCACAAUAUCUUAUAAGUGAGUUGCCACAACAAAUUUUACCGACAGCACAGAAAAUCUUAGAUGAACUGCUUGGUUCUCAACCGUCAGCUAUAAAUUCAGUUUGCGGAGCACCAGACCCCACUGCAGGAGCAUCUGCCAACGAUCAAACCUCAUGGUAUUUGGAUGAGAAAGCCCUCCAUGAUAAUAUUAAAAAAAUUCUUAUAAAAUUCUGUGUGCCAGCUCCAAUAGUAUUUAGUGAUGUUAAUUAUUUGAGUACUGUAGCGCCUCCUGCAGCAGCAGAAUGGACCUCACUCUUGAGGCCGUUGCGUGGGAGGGAACCUGAAGGAAUGUGGAAUUUGCUAAGCAUUGUCAGGGAAAUGUACAAAAGGAAUGACAGAAAUGCAAUACCUCUCUUAGAAAUAAUCACGGAGGAAUGUAUGGCUUGCGAUCAAAUUCUAAUGUGGUGGUUUAACACCAAGGUGGCACUGUUAAGCGGAAGUUCUAGUUAUGGUAUUGGUGGAGGGGGCAAGCAUAAUAACGUAAAUAGCAAUACACAUGCAUCACAGCAUGCUUGUUCAUCUUUAUGCGAUGAAGUUGUUGUCCUUUGGAGAUUGGCUGCUCUCAAUCCGGGUUUGGCGCCUCAAGAAAGAGAUAUGCUGCACAAUCGUUUCACAACAUGGCAUUUGAAAAUAUUAGAUAAGGUGAGCAAGUUCAGGACGGGUUCUUCUAAUCAAUCGACAAACAAAAGUAUUGCGCUCAAAAUAGAUUUAGAAGUAUUUACUGGAUUCAAAUCAGCUAUAGAAGCAUGUUACCUAGAUUGGGAAGACUAUCCAAUGCCAGGAAUAACAUACACUAAUGAUUUGAAUCCCAUGUACCAUUGUCCAUUCACAUGUUUCCGUCAUGGUAGUGACAACCAGGGGGAAAAUGUAACUCAGGUGAAUUCUAGCAAGGCAGUUUUGAAUUGUGAGCAUCCCCAAAGUUCAACACAUAUUCAUCAUCAUCAUCAUCACCACCAUCACCAUAAUCCUUGGACCAGAUACAAUUACCCAAAUACCAUGAGUAUGAAUCCUGUAGAGUAUCCACCUCAUUCACAUAUAGGAGGUACAAGGGAUGGCAAUAGAUCUAGUGUUAGUAGCGAAGGAUUUUGCGAAAACGACGACGAUGUCAAUAUAAUGCGAGAAGCAACAGAAAACGAACGUUUUGAUUCAGAUUCGCAGGAAGGUGGAGGCAGUGAUUCUUCAAGCAAUAGUAGUCGAAGUAGAAGAAAUAAUGAGCGGGAAUCUACAAUCAGCAAUAGCAAUAAUUAUAUGAAUAAGCCCAUGACCAUGGAGGAAUGGAUGAACAACCCUGAAGCUUCCACUUCAAGAAGGCCAUCCAAGGAUGAAUCGACGACAUCUACCAACUCAGAAUCUCCACCAUCUGGAGAUGAGUACAACGUUUACUUUUUCAACGCCAAAGAUCAAGACGCUUCAACGACUUCUAACCAGAAAACAGAAAAAUUAGAAGAUGCAGAUAGUAAAGAUAACAUGUUUUCAAACAUUAAGAAAUGUGAAGACCCUUGGGACGUGUUGUUUUCUAGAGCAGAAGGUCUUCAUGCUCAUGGUCACAGCAAAGACGCCUGUAUAUUAGGUGUUAAACUGGCUGAGGAAUUGUUAGCAAAUCCUCCGGACUUGAUGAUUGAAAUUCCACCAAUUCCUAAGAGGAAAGGAAAGAAACAACACAUCAAUCCUGCUAACCACCAGUUAAGCUGCUUAGCUUCAGCUACUCUGGGAAAAUGUGCCUUCCUAUGUUCAGUACUAGCUGAAAAUCCAGAGUACUCGCAUUUGGCUUUCAGAGUUGGUAUGUUCGGUUUACAAAUGGCUAGACCACCUGCCAGCACAAAACCUUUGGAAGUGAAACUAGCUAAUCAAGAAUCAGAAUUGGUCAAUUUAUUGAAAAAAAUAACUCUAGGACAUAAAGAACUACAAAUAUUAAGAGAGUUAGCGAACGAACUUAAAGACUGCACACUCAAAUCUAAGGGUGAAGCAAUGUUGCCUCUGCUCCUAGCAAACUUCAUAUUUGACUCACUGGCAGUAUCAAAUGUGGUUGGUAGAGAUAGAUUGAAAAUGGUGAAUUCAAUAGUACAAACUGAAGAAGUUCUUCGAUUGAAAACUGUUACUCCAAUAAUGCCUAAUGAUGAAGUUCUAGGCUUUGAAGCUGCAGUCAAUGCUUUAGGUCUGAAAGCCAAUGUUUCUGAAGCCGAUCAUCCUUUGCUGUGCGAAGGUACAAGGCGCCAACGGGGAGAUUUGGCCAUAGCGCUCCUGACAUUUUACAAGGAUGACGCUUGGAAGAUAGCCAGAAUUAUGGAUAAACUUUUGGAUAGAGAAGUACAUGUUCUUCUGAAAUCGCCUAUUAUAAGCUCAUAUUAUUCAAGUAACCCCCCUGUCAGAAGUCAGUACUCCUUUUGGAGGAGGAAAGACUGCGAUAAACUCCUGCCUCUCAAUCAGUAUUGUCCGCCUGUGGAAAUUAUGCAACCAGAUCCAAAUUGCUGUAGUAGGCCCCAUAGCUCAACUAGUGCCGAAGUUGAACAAGGAAUGGCUUGUCUUAGUGUGAAUCAAGCUGGUUCUGUACCAUCUCAAAGUUUAUCCAUGCCAACAACCAGCCGCAAUAAGGAUCUUCGUUACAAAGGGAAAAGAAUAUACCCAUCAAUACCGAACCAACCGUCGGAAGCAGGUGCACAUUUUAUGUUUGAGAUGGCCAAAACAGUUUUGAACAAAGCUGGCGGAAGUAGUAGUACAUCCUUAUUCACUCAAUCAUCUACAAAUCAAAAUCCUCAUGGACCUAAUAGAGCCCUGCACAUGUGUGCUUUCCAAUUGGGACUGUAUGCUCUAGGUUUACAUAAUUGUGUCAGUCCUAACUGGCUUAGUAGAACAUAUUCGUCCCAUGUUUCUUGGAUUACAGGCCAAGCCAUGGAAAUCGGAACGGCUGCAAUAUCCUUCCUUAUUGAGACUUGGGAGGGUCAUCUUACUCCUCCAGAAGCUGCAAGCAUGGCAGAUAGAGCUUCUAGGGGUUGUGAUCCUCAUAUGGUUAGAGCUGCUGCAGAAUUGGCUUUAUCAUGUUUACCACAUGCCCAUGCACUCAAUCCAAAUGAAAUUCAAAGAGCAAUACAACAAUGUAAAGAACAAAGCGAUGAAAUGCUAGAACACGCCUGCCUUACUGUUGAGAUUGCAGCAAAAGGUGGCGGCGUCUACCCAGAAGUUCUGUUUCAAGUUGCGAAAUACUGGUACGAAUUGUAUGUACGUAAGACUCCGGGUGGUGAACACAUUAUGGAGAAUGAAAUACCCCACGACACUAUGGUGGAUCCUCAUGGAGCCUUGGUGGCUAUUAUAGAAUCGGGUCCUCAGGAAGUACAAUUACCUCCUCAAAAUCCGCCACCGGUGUUACCAAACAAUUCUGUGGUUGUGACUACAGCGCCUCCACCUUAUCAAGUAGCUACAACCUUAUCUCCCAUGGGAAUGUCCAUUCCAUAUGUUAGUCAUUAUAACUUAUUGCAUCCACAACAUCCUCAUCAUGUUAGCUAUGGGGGCCCUAUACACCCUCAGGCAGUACCCAUUCAUCAACCACCACCUACACAUGUUCCAUUAUAUAACUUCCAAUAUCCUCCUCCAGGAACCAGUGCGCCAUUCAAUCCUUCUGCGCCCCCUCCUUCAUAUACUGGUUUGCCACCUCCACCUCCUUCGACAUUCCCUAUCAACACUAGUUCUGUGCCACCUUAUCCUAUCACUGCUCCACCCCCAAAUCAAGCAAACUAUUCACAAUCUCAACCACCUACUUACGGUAAUAUGCCAAAUAAUGGCCCGCCUCCUCACCCCCCUCAUCAGAUGCCCCCUAAUAUUCAGUAUUAUGGCACAACAGUGACAAUAUCACAGCCAUCCUCCAACAUUAAUGUGCCAGGUGGUCAUAUAUACCCCUUCUCAGUACCUCCUCCUCCCCCUCAACAAGCCCUCAGAACUGCACAUCGGCAACCUCAACAGUUGAAUCAGACCCAGCUCAGAUAUUUGCUCACCGCACACAGGGUUGGAAUGUUGGCGCUCGAAACUCUUGCCAGAAGAGUGCACGACGACAGACCUCAGGCGAAAUACGCUAGGAAUCCCCCUUACGGGGAAGAUGUUAAAUGGUUGUUGCGGAUUUCUAAGCACCUAGGUACCCAGUAUCUCCAUCAUUUCUGUGUCUGUGCUGUUAAUUCCAUAGUCAGUCCAUUUGUUCUACAUGAUGUUGCGAUCGAAGCCGCCAAAUACCUUUCAAGAAACAAUCCAAGCUUGGUCAUGCAACAUUUACGUACAGCAUUGACUCCAUUGGUGCAAAAGUGUCAACAAAUGUACAUACAAUGCAUGCACCAAAAGUUGUAUCACUUAACAACAGCAGAUUACGAUGAUUUUGUCAACAUUGUUUGUGCUGCUAGGGCAGCCUUCUUGAUUACACCAGAAGGAAGCACUCAAUUCAAGGAAUGGUUGCAGUCAAUCAGAAGAUCAAAAUCGUGCAAAAAGGAUCUUUGGGCGCAAAUUAAUACUGCCUUGCAAGCUAAUACCAAAUGACAAAGGCCAGACGUAGUGGUAGACAACAGCAUGCCUAGCACGAAUCACAUGCAAGUUUCAGAAUCAGAAAUUGAAUCAGCUCAAUAUCAUACAUAUUAUCGUGCUGUCCAAACACUACCGGUCAUUAGUCCAGGGCUUCCAUCCGAUGUUGGCAAUGUUUAUGUUAUGAUCCAUCCAGUAGAUGUCAUUCAAUUCCUGCCAAUUGAAGAGCAUCCCCAAAAUGAAACCUGGCCCAGACCUGAUGAAGACGAUUCCAAUUCUAGUUGAUUUGUUUGAUUGUGAUUCGUGACUAAAAGCAAUUUUGGUGUUCCCUAUCAUUUCAAUAUAAAACAAAACUGAAGUGCUCAGGUUUAGAACUGUUAUUGCCUUCUCUUUAUUAUUAAGUAAAUUAAUUUUCUCUUGAGUAAGUAGCAAAUUUGAAUUGUUUUCAUACUCUCUGCUGUAUACUGUCCCAGUUCAACAUUAUUGUGACUACUAAAUUAAAGUCCAAUGUAUUUCUAAAUUUGUUAGAAUUUUCCUUUAAUAAAAGGAUCUACAAAAUCUAUUACUUAAAACUUUUUCUUUUAUUUUUUUUAUUCUUGUUUUCAUUAUACCCUUUGAUGUGAAGUUUAUAAUCCUUUAAAAAAAAAUAUUUUUAUCUGGAAAACUCUAUUUUUACAUGUUCUACAUUGAAAUAUAUAAUUGAUUCAGAAAAUGUAUAUUCUAUUCAAAUUAGGAAAAUCUGCCAGAAUGAUGCACAUGAAGUUUCUACUAGUAAUAAUUAGACUGUAAAAUUCUUGAAAACAAUGGUGUUUGUGCUAUAAGUACGGCUCUGGAUGAGAAUAUAAACUGCUUGUAUUCCAAUAUUCUGUAGUAUGAAGAAAAAAUAUAUUGGAAAUGUCUCAAUGGCCAUUUUAUAAAUAAACAGUGUGAUCCAAUGAAUACCUAACAUGAAGGUUUUAGGUUACAAUAACAAAAUAUAUAAAAUAGCUACAUCCAGUAGCUAGCUAAAUACAUCUUUAGUAUUACACCUGAAAACUCCAUAUUAUGUUUCUUCUAGGAAAACCUGUAGAGCCAAUGAGAUAUUUAGAUAUUGUGAAAAGUAUAUAAGGUACAGUUGAAAAGAUCAUAAAAUUAUGAGUUAUGCCAAAAUUUCUCUUUUCUUAGUAUUUUGAAAACUAUUGCAUAACCCUUUUUAUUUCUGGCAUUUUCCUCAUAAACAUUUACAUUUGCAAUAUGAGUUUUAUGAACUCUUAAAUUUCAAACAAAGCAGAAAAUAAAGAAUAUAGUUCAAAAGAAUAAUUCAAAAAUCAAUUAAAACAAUAUUCAACAUUUUUGAUCUAGUACCUUAAUUCGCUUUGAAAUAUUUUCAUUUCACCAAGAUCAGUGUUUUUUUCAUGGACUUCUAAGUUUGAGGUAGAUUUUCUUUUUUAAUUUGUUGUAUUUAUUUCAAAUAAAUGUUUCUUAACAUUUAUCUCAUUCAAAUUUUUUAAUUACUUGAGAAGGAAUGAAAUUAAACAUAUCUUGAAUUAAUCAAAAACAUAUCUGUGCUAUAAACACUGCUCAAUCUGAAAAUUUUAAAAGAAGUUAUUGCGAAAUAAGGUACUAACUCGAAGAAAUCAUGUAUCAAUUAAAAAAUGUAUAAAGCUGCUUAUGAACUCUGGUGAAGAAUAUGUUAUGUGUUCAAUUGGAGAUUUCUGAUGUCACUGUUUUAUUAAAGUUGUUUUUGACUGAUUUCACAUUGUUUCUUUUAAGUUUAUUUGGAGUUUCCAUGGUUUUGUUUUAACAUGCCUGAGGGAUGUGUUCUGGAAACUAAACUUGUAAAUUCGUAGGGCUAGAAGAGUUUUAAUUCUGCUGAAUGUUGAGCUCUCACUUCUUGUUUUCAUUAAUAAACUAGGUUAUAUGUGCAAGCCCAUUGAAAAGUUCUCAUAUUUUUUUCUUUGGAAGAAAAUUGCCAUCUUCAAUUAAAAAGUAAUUUUUUUUGAGCUUAAUAUUCAUCAAGAAUUAAUUAACAGCGUAAGUUUUUUCAUGAAAUCUACCUGGUUGUUACAAGGUUUUAUGUAUAUUAUAUUUAAAGCCAACAUUCCUUCAAAUAACUGAAUUUGUUCAUUAAAUAUUAAAGAAUUGUGGACGGAAUUUUCAAUUCAAAUGAAUUACAAAAUGAUGGUGUUCUUCUUGUACAGUAAGAGUGUGUUUCAUGAAAAAAUUGAAAUAUGGUUAGUGUUGAUCUCAUUCGUUUCAAAUGAUAUUAGGAAAAUUGAACUUUUUGUUUCUUACUUAAUAUUUCAACAGUCAAAGAUGAGCACUAGCUGAAUUGACUAACUCUGUGCCUUGGCCUUAUAUCUUCAGUAAAUUUAGUUUUGAUUUCUUUGUGAUUUACAGCAAAAAGUUCAAUUUCACAAGUAAUGAUAAAAGACAUUCGGUCAGUUGAAUGGUUUCCUCCGAGUGUUAAAAAAAUACUUAUUUGAAUAUUUUUGUGCACUUAGAUAUUUUGAACCUGAAGGAAGCCAUUUGAAAUAUCAUAAUUAUCAGGUAAUGGAAAGAAGACGUAUAUAUUUUAGGCUAAGUUAUUUUGAAUAGUUUUUCACAUAUUUGAUGUGUAGAAUUAUCGAUAUUAUAGCAUAUAUAAUAUGUGUAUCGUGAAAUUAUCUAGUGUUAAAUAUUUUCAGAAAAUUAAUAAAUUCCAUUCAAUAUCUGUUUGUACAAAGGUUCUGUCGUUACACAAUUUGUAAAAAAACCACCAUAUGCAAAUGUAUAUCAUGUUUUUUUAAGUUCGAUUCACAAGAGAGAAACAAGGGCUGAUUUAUGAAGUAUGUAUAAGGAUCCAGCAAAUUCCGCCAAUAUACCACAGGUCAAUGUAUUUGUUUUCAUUCAUGCUAAUCAGAUGUAUGUGACUUUGUCUGUAUUCUUUCAAUACACAGCAUUUAUUAUUCACAUUUUGCAUUGAAAUAAAUUAUUGCUAUUUA